Pelobates fuscus (common spadefoot toad) is the source of this 6489-nucleotide messenger RNA. RefSeq names its product zinc finger protein 208-like. The transcript has 9 exons. The record is from RefSeq and is a predicted model, not a curated record. Gene Ontology annotation, biological process: regulation of transcription by RNA polymerase II. Gene Ontology annotation, molecular function: DNA-binding transcription factor activity, RNA polymerase II-specific; RNA polymerase II cis-regulatory region sequence-specific DNA binding. NCBI's taxonomy places the organism in Eukaryota, Metazoa, Chordata, Amphibia, Anura, Pelobatidae.
GGAAUGUGUAUAUCAACAACAGGAUCGAACAUAAUAUGUGACUUGUGAUCAAUAAAUCCUGGCUGAUUGAUAGACGGUGUAUUUGUCAGAAGAGGUGACAAGAACAGAAAUACAUGAAGCAAAGCUAUGAAGAAAUCUUUUAAUGACAGAAGCAAGGAGUCCAAUACAUCAAGCAUUUUCGCAGAUACCUAUAUGUUCUCAAAGGAGACAGUAAACAUAAACCCCAAACCUUUCUCAUGUUCUGAAUGCGGAAAAUGUUUUGGGCGGUAUUCAGAAUGUGUCAUUCAUCAGAGAACUCACACAGGAGAGAAACCCUUCUCAUGUUCUGAAUGUGGAAAAUGUUUUGGACACCGUUCAAAUCUUGUUACACAUCAGAGAAUUCACACCGGAGAGAAACCCUUCUCAUGUUCUGAAUGUGGAAAGUGUUUUGGGCGACAUUCAAAUCUUGUUACACAUCAGAUAAUUCACACCGGAGAGAAACCCUUCUCAUGUUCUGAAUGCGGAAAAUGUUUUGGGACACAUCAGGAACUUGUCCGUCAUCAGAGAACUCACACAGGAGAGAAGCCCUUCUCAUGUUCUGAAUGCGGAAAAUGUUUUGGACACCGUUCAAAUCUUGUUAUACAUCAGAGAACUCACACAGGAGAGAAACCAUUCUCAUGUUCUGAAUGCGGAAAAUGUUUUAUUCAACAUUCAGACCUUGUCAGUCAUCAGAGAACUCACACAGGAGAGAAACCAUUCUCAUGUUCUGAAUGCGGAAAAUGUUUUGGGCGGCAUUCAGAAUGUGUCAAUCAUCAGAGAACUCACACGGGAGAGAAAACAUUCUCAUGUUCUGAAUGUGGAAAAUGUUUUGGGCAACAUUCAAAUCUUGUUACACAUCAGAUAAUUCACACAGGAGAGAAACCCUUCUCAUGUUCUGAAUGCGGAAAAUGUUUUGGGCGACAUCAGGAACUUGUCCGUCAUCAGAGAACUCACACAGGAGAGAAGCCCUUCUCAUGUUCUGAAUGUGGAAAAUGUUUUGGGCGACAUCCAAAUCUUGUUACACAUCAGAGAAUUCACACAGUUGAGAAACUGUUCUCAUGUUCUGAAUGUGGAAAAUGUUUUGGGCAAUAUUCAAAUCUUGUUACACAUCAGAUAAUUCACACCGGAGAGAAACCCUUCUCAUGUUCUGAAUGCGGGAAAUGUUUUGGGACACAUCAGGAACUUGUCCGUCAUCAGAGAACUCACACAGGAGAGAAGCCCUUCUCAUGUUCUGAAUGUGGAAAAUGUUUUGGGCGACAUUCAACUCUUGUUACACAUCAGAGAGUUCACACAGGAGAGAAACCAUUCUCAUGUUCUGAAUGUGGAAAAUGUUUUGGACACCGUUCAAAUCUUGUUACACAUCAGAGAACUCACACCGGAGAGAAGCCUUUCUAAUGUACUGAAUGUGGAAAAUGUUUUGGGCAACAUUCAACUCUUGUUACACAUCAGAGAAUUCACACAGGAGAGAAACCAUUCUCAUGUUCUGAAUGCGGAAAAUGUUUUAUUCAUCAUUCAGACCUUGUCAGUCAUCAGAGAACUCACACAGGAGAGAAACCCUUCUCAUGUUCUGAAUGUGGAAAAUGUUUUGUGCAACAUUCAAAUCUUGUUAAACAUCAGAGAAUUCACACCGGAGAGAAACCCUUCUCAUGUUCUGAAUGUGGAAAGUGUUUUGGGCAACAUUCAAAUCUUGUUACACAUCAGAUAAUUCACACCGGAGAGAAACUCUUCUCAUGUUCUGAAUGUGGAAAAUGUUUUGGGCAACAUUCAAAUCUUGUUAAACAUCAGAGAAUUCACACCGGAGAGAAACCCUUCUCAUGUUCUGAAUGUGGAAAAUGUUUUGGGCAACAUUCAAAUCUUGUUACACAUCAGAUAAUUCACACAGGAGAGAAGCCCUUCUCAUGUUCUGAAUGUGGAAAAUGUUUUGGACACCAUUCAAAUCUUGUUAUACAUCAGAGAACUCACACAGGAGAGAAACCAUUCUCAUGUUCUGAAUGCGGAAAAUGUUUUAUUCAACAUUCAGACCUUGUCAGUCAUCAGAGAACUCACACAGGAGAGAAGCCCUUCUCAUGUUCUGAAUGUGGAAAAUGUUUUGGACACCAUUCAAAUCUUGUUAUACAUCAGAGAACUCACACAGGAGAGAAACCAUUCUCAUGUUCUGAAUGCGGAAAAUGUUUUGGGUGGCAUUCAGACCUUGUCCGUCAUCAGAGAACUCACACAGGAGAGAAGCCCUUCUCAUGUUCUGAAUGUGGAAAAUGUUUUGGGCGACAUUCAACUCUUGUUACACAUCAGAGAAUUCACACAGGAGAGAAACCAUUCUCAUGUUCUGAAUGCGGAAAAUGUUUUGGACACCGUUCAAAUCUUUUUACACAUCAGAGAACUCACACCGGAGAGAAGCCUUUCUAAUUAAACAUAAACCCCAAACCUUUCUCAUGUUCUGAAUGUGGAAAAUGUUUUGGGCAACAUUCAACUCUUGUUACACAUCAGAGAAUUCACACAGGAGAGAAACCAUUCUCAUGUUCUGAAUGCGGAAAAUGUUUUAUUCAUCAUUCAGACCUUGUCAGUCAUCAGAGAACUCACACAGGAGAGAAACCCUUCUCAUGUUCUGAAUGUGGAAAAUGUUUUGGGCAACAUUCAAAUCUUGUUAAACAUCAGAGAAUUCACACCGGAGAGAAACCCUUCUCAUGUUCUGAAUGUGGAAAGUGUUUUGGGCAACAUUCAAAUCUUGUUACACAUCAGAUAAUUCACACCGGAGAGAAACCCUUCUCAUGUUCUGAAUGCGGAAAAUGUUUUGGGACACAUCAGGAACUUGUCCGUCAUCAGAGAACUCACACAGGAGAGAAACCCUUCUCAUGUUCUGAAUGUGGAAAAUGUUUUGGACACCAUUCAAAUCUUGUUAUACAUCAGAGAACUCACACAGGAGAGAAACCAUUCUCAUGUUCUGAAUGCGGAAAAUGUUUUAUUCAACAUUCAGACCUUGUCAGUCAUCAGAGAACUCACACAGGAGAAAAACCAUUCUCAUGUUCUGAAUGCGGAAAAUGUUUUGGGUGGCAUUCAGACCUUGUCCGUCAUCAGAGAACUCACACAGGAGAGAAGCCCUUCUCAUGUUCUGAAUGUGGAAAAUGUUUUGGGCGACAUUCAACUCUUGUUACACAUCAGAGAAUUCACACAGGAGAGAAACCAUUCUCAUGUUCUGAAUGCGGAAAAUGUUUUGGACACCGUUCAAAUCUUUUUACACAUCAGAGAACUCACACCGGAGAGAAGCCUUUCUAAUGUAGUAAAUGUGGGGAAUCUUUUACCAUACAAUCUGAGCUUGCUUGUCAUCAGAAAACUCACACAGGAGAGAAGCCGUACUCGUGUUCUGAAUGUGAAAAACAUUUUUUCACUCACCCAGAGCUUGUCCGUCAUCAGAGAAGUCACACAGGAGAGAAGCCCUUCUCCUGUUCUGAAUGCGGAAAAUGUUUUGGGCGUCAUCAGGAACUUGUCAGUCAUCAGAGAACUCACACAGGAGAAAAGCCCUUCUCAUGUUCUGAAUGUGGAAAAUAUUUUGGUCAACAUUCAAAUCUUGUUACACAUCAGAAAACUCACACAGGAGAGAAACCAUUCUCAUGUUCGGAAUGCGGAAAAUGUUUUGGAAACCGUUCAAAUCUUGUUAUACAUCAGAGAACUCACACAGGAGAGAAACCAUUCUCAUGUUAUGAAUGUGGAAAAUGUUUUGUUCAACAUUCAAAUCUUGUUAAACAUCAGAUAAUUCACACAGGAGAGAAACCCUUCUCAUGUUCUGAAUGUGGAAAAUGUUUUGGGAAGCAUUCAGAAUAUGUUAUUCAUCAGAGAACUCACACAGGAGAGAAACCAUUCUCAUGUUCUGAAUGUGGAAAAUGUUUUGGGCAACAUUCAAAUCUUGUUACACAUCAGAUAAUUCACACAGGAGAGAAACCCUUCUCAUGUUCUGAAUGCGAAAAAUGUUUUGGGCGACAUCAGGAACUUGUCCGUCAUCAGAGAACUCACACAGGAGAGAAACCCUUCUCAUGUUCUGAAUGUGGAAAAUGUUUUGGAUGCCAUUCAAAUCUUGUUAAACAUCAGAGAACUCACACCGGAGAGAAGCCUUUCUAAUGUAGUAAAUGUGGGGAAUGUUUUGCCAAUAAUGCAGAGCUUGUCCGUCAUCAGAGAAGUCACACAGGAGAGAAGCCCUUCUCCUGUUCUGAAUGCGGAAAAUGUUUUGGGCGACAUCAGGAACUUGUCAGUCAUCAGAGAACUCACACAGGAGAAAAGCCCUUCUCAUGUUCUGAAUGUGGAAAAUAUUUUGGUCAACAUUCAAAUCUUGUUACACAUCAGAGAACUCACACACGAGAGAAACCAUUCUCAUGUUCUGAAUGUGGAAAAUGUUUUGGUCAACAUUCAAAUCUUGUUACACAUCAGAAAACUCACACAGGAGAGAAACCAUUCUCAUGUUCGGAAUGCGGAAAAUGUUUUGGAAACCGUUCAAAUCUUGUUAUACAUCAGAGAACUCACACAGGAGAGAAACCCUUCUCAUGUUCUGAAUGCGGAAAAUGUUUUGGGCGACAUCAGGAACUUGUCCGUCAUCAGAGAACUCACACACGAGAGAAACCAUUCUCAUGUUCUGAAUGUGGAAAAUGUUUUGGUCAACAUUCAAAUCUUGUUAUACAUCAGAGAACUCACACAGGAGAGAAACCCUUCUCAUGUUCUGAAUGCGGAAAAUGUUUUGGGCGACAUCAGGAACUUGUCCGUCAUCAGAGAACUCACACAGGAGAGAAACCCUUCUCAUGUUCUGAAUGUGGAAAAUGUUUUGGGCAACAUUCAAUUCUUGUUACACAUCAGAGAACUCACACAGGAGAGAAACCAUUCACAUGUUCGGAAUGUGGAAAAUGUUUUGGGCAACAUUCAAAUCUUGUUACACAUCAGAUAAUUCACACAGGAGAGAAACCCUUCUCAUGUUCUGAAUGCGGAAAAUGUUUUGGGCGACAUCAGGAACUUGUCCAUCUUCUCCGUCAUCAGAGAACUCAUUCAGGAGAGAAACCUUUCUCAUGUUCGGAAUGUGGUAAAAGUUUCAUCACCAAAGCAGCGAUUGUCCGUCAUCAGAGAAGUCACACAGGAGAGAAGCCCUUCUCAUGUUCGGAAUGUGGAAAAUGUUUUAGGCGACAUUCAGAAUUUGUCAAUCAUCAGAGAGCUCAUACAGGAGAGAAACCAUUCUCAUGUUCUGAAUGUGGAAAAUGUUUUGGGCAACAUUCAAAUCUUGUUACACAUCAGAGAACUCACACAGGAGAGAAACCAUACUCGUGUUCUGAAUGCGGAAAAUGUUUUGGGCAACUUAGGGAUCUUGUUACACAUCAGAGAACUCACACAGGAGAGAAACCAUUCUCAUGUUCUGAAUGUGGAAAAUGUUUUGGGCAACAUUCAAAUCUUCUUACACAUCAGAGAACUCACACAGGAGAGAAACCAUUCUCAUGUUCUGAAUGUGGAAAAUGUUUUGGGCGACAUUCAAAUCUUGUUACACAUCAGAGAACUCACACAGGAGAGAAACCAUUCUCAUGUUCUGAAUGCGGAAAAUGUUUUGGACAACAUUCAGAAUGUGUCAAUCAUCAGAGAACUCACACAGGAGAGAAACCAUUCUCAUGUUCUGAAUGUGGAAAAUGUUUUGGGCGACAUUCAAAUCUUGUUACACAUCAGAGAACUCACACAGGAGAGAAACCAUACUCGUGUUCUGAAUGCGGAAAAUGUUUUGGGCAACUUAGGGAUCUUGUUACACAUCAGAGAACUCACACAGGAGAGAAACCAUUCUCAUGUUCUGAAUGUGGAAAAUGUUUUGGGCAACAUUCACAUCUUCUUACACAUCAGAGAACUCACACAGGAGAGAAACCAUUCUCAUGUUCUGAAUGUGGAAAAUGUUUUGGGCGACAUUCAAAUCUUGUUACACAUCAGAGAACUCACACAGGAGAGAAACCAUUCUCAUGUUCUGAAUGCGGAAAAUGUUUUGGACAACAUUCAGAAUGUGUCAAUCAUCAGAGAACUCACACAGGAGAGAAACCAUUCUCAUGUUCGGAAUGUGGGAAAAGUUUCAUCACCAAAACUGAGAUUGUCCGUCAUCAGAGAACUCACACAGGAGAGAAACCAUUCACAUGUUCUGAAUGCGGAAAAUGUUUUGGACGCCUUUCAUAUCUUGUUAUACAUCAGAGAACUCACACAGGAGAGAAACCAUUCUCAUGUUCUGAAUGUGGAAAAUGUUUUCUUACUAAAGCAAAUCUUCUCUGUCAUCAGAGAACUCAUUCAGGAGAGAAACCUUUCUCAUGUUCGGAAUGUGGGAAAAGUUUUGGAUACCGUUCGCAUCUUGUUACACAUCAGAGAAUUCACACAGGAGAGAAGCCCUUCUCAUGUUCUGAAUGUGGAAAAUGUUUUGGACACCGUUCAAAUCUUGUUACACAUCAGAGAACUCACACCGGAGAGAAGCCUUUCUAA